Messenger RNA from Rhododendron vialii, 761 nucleotides. RefSeq lists its product as uncharacterized. The transcript is spliced from 2 exons. NCBI's taxonomy places the organism in Eukaryota, Viridiplantae, Streptophyta, Magnoliopsida, Ericales, Ericaceae. The coding region runs from base 198 to 545 and encodes 115 amino acids. The record is from RefSeq and is a predicted model, not a curated record.
GUAUUUCUCCAUUCCCAGUAGAGACACAAUAGAUUCCUCCUCUCUCCCUCUCUCUCUCUAACACCAAAAUCCCAUGUAUAAAAAGCUACUAGUUGAGUUCGUGUGUACUGUGGAGAGAGAGAGAGAGAGAGAAAAGAUUAAAAUCCUUAAACACUGUGAUCUUAUAAAUUCGUCCAAAAACCCUAUAUCCUACACCCAUGGCUGCAGAGACCUCAAACUCCGACUCUUCAUCAAAUCUCAGAAUUACUGUCCAAAAUAACCCUUCAGACUCCCAACUCUCUCAACUUGGUAUCAAAUCUUGGCCCAAAUGGGGUUGUUCUCCCGGGAAGUACCAGCUGAAAUUCGAUUCAGAGAUGACGUGCUAUCUCCUGAGAGGAAAAGUGAAAGUUUACCCUAAAGGGUCUUCUCCUUCUACGGCGGCCGUGGCGGAGUUCGGCGCCGGCGAUCUGGUGGUGAUACCGAAGGGACUGAGUUGCACUUGGGACGUGUCGGUCGCCGUCGAUAAACACUACAAAUUCGACUCCUCCUCACCUCCACCUCCUUAAUGAUCCUCCUAGUUAAUCUCUUUUUUCUUUUUUGGGUUUUUUUUCCUAAUUAUUCUUGUUGGUACAUUUAGGUAGAGAACUAUACCUUUUUAUUUAGAUAUCCAUGUUUUUUUGUUUUUUUUUUUGAUGUUUAUAAACAUGUUUGGGUUGUUUAGAUGUUGGGUGGAAGAACUGAAUGGUGAGUUUAUAUUAUCAAAAGUUUGUUGGUCAAAGAAA